Messenger RNA from Chelonoidis abingdonii (Abingdon island giant tortoise), 2250 nucleotides. It is a transcript of the gene BMPER, whose product is annotated as BMP binding endothelial regulator. Gene Ontology annotation, molecular function: protein binding. Gene Ontology annotation, cellular component: extracellular region. The record is from RefSeq and is a predicted model, not a curated record. Lineage: Eukaryota; Metazoa; Chordata; Testudines; Testudinidae.
CCUGUCCGGCUCCUCACACGCCGGGAGCCCCUCUCGCUGCCGCAGCCGGGGCUCGGCUCCAGGGGACGAUGCUCUGGCUCUCCAGCGGCAGGGCUCUGGCUCCGCUGCUCCGCUCCCCCGCGGUCCCCUUCGCCGCCUGGCUCCUGCUUAGCCCCCUGUGGGGCCAGAUGUCUCUGGCUUCCUCCUUCCUGACAGGAUCUGUUGCAAAAUGUGAAAAUGAAGGGGAAGUUCUACAGAUCCCAUUUAUCACAGACAAUCCUUGUAUAAUGUGCAUUUGCCUGAAUAAAGAAGUGACAUGCAAACGAGAGAAGUGUCCGGUGCUUUCCAAGGAGUGUUCUCUGGUCAUUAAGCAGAGAGGAGCCUGCUGUGAGCAAUGCAAAGGUUGCACUUUUGAAGGAAACACCUACAACAGCUCCAUGAAAUGGCAAGCCUCAGCUAAUCCAUGUAUUGCAUAUCAAUGUCAGGAAGGAGUGGUAACAGAAUCUGAGAUGCAGUGUGUUGUUCACUGCAAAAACCCUUCUGAGCUGCCGGGAAUGUGUUGCCCCACCUGUCCAGGUUGUAUAUUUGAAGGCAGACAUUACCAUGAAGGGAAGGAAUUUCAGCCUGAAGGAAACAAAUGCACCAAGUGUUCUUGUAUUGGAGGCAGGACACACUGCGUACAAGAAGUCUGCCCCAUUCUGUCAUGUCCCCAGCAUCUCAGUCACAUUCCUUCUGGACACUGUUGCCCCAAAUGUUUAGGCCAGAGGAAAGUGUUUGACCUCCCAUUUGGAAGCUGCCUCUUUCACAGUGAUGUUUAUGACAAUGGAUCCUCUUUCGUUUAUGACAACUGCACUAUGUGUACCUGUAGGAAUUCUACAAUGGUAUGUAAGAAGAAGUGCUCACCUCCUGGAGAAUGCAAUAAAAGCAAGGAACACUGCUGCAAGGAGUGUGUCUCAUACGUCUCUCCUGAGGAACUGAAAGUGUGCAAAUUUGGGAAUAAGAUCUUUCGGGAUGGAGAGAGGUGGUCCUCUGUUAACUGCACCAUCUGUGCUUGUGUGAAAGGCAAGACGGAGUGUCGCAAGAAGCAGUGCAUUCCAGUCAACAGCUGCCCUCAUGGUAAGAUCCUGAACAGAAAAGGAUGCUGUCCUAUUUGCACUGAAAAGCCUGGAGUUUGCACUGUAUUUGGAGACCCCCACUACAACACUUUUGAUGGAAGGACAUUUAACUUUCAGGGAACAUGUCAGUACGUUUUGACAAAAGACUGCUCCUCCUCUGCCUCGCCCUUCCAGGUGCUGGUGAAAAACGAUGCACGUCGGACCCGUUCUUUCUCCUGGACAAAAUCUGUGGACCUUGUGUUGGGCAGAAGCACUAUCAGCCUCCAGCAGCACCUCACAGUGAAAUGGAAUGGGACCCGGAUAUCACUGCCGUGCGAGACUCCUCAGUUUCAGAUCGACUUGGAUGGUUACUUGCUGAAAGUGACAACCAAAGCAGGCUUGGAAAUCUCCUGGGAUGGAGACAGUUUUGUCGAAGUCAUGGCUGCACCACAUUUGAAAGGCAAACUCUGUGGCUUGUGUGGCAACUAUAAUGGACACAAGAGAGAUGACCUGGUAGGAGGUGAUGGGAAUUUUAAGUUUGAUGUGGAUGACUUUGCUGAAUCCUGGCGCGUGGAGUCGAAUGAGUUCUGCAGUCGGCCACAGAAGAAACCUGUACCUGAACUGUGCCAAGGAACAGUGAGGGUAAAACUUCGGGCCCACAGGGAAUGCCAGAAACUCAAGGCUUGGGAGUUUCAGAAUUGUCACUCAACAGUGGAUUAUACUACGUUCUAUCGGUCCUGUGUAACAGAUAUGUGUGAGUGUCCAGUUCAUAAAAAUUGCUACUGUGAGUCAUUCCUUGCCUAUGCCCGAACCUGUCAGAGAGAAGGGGUAAAAGUCCAAUGGAAACCUGAGGAGCACUGUGCAGCAACCCAGUGUAAACAUGGUGCAGUGUAUGAUACUUGUGGCCCUGGAUGUGUCAAAACAUGUGACAACUGGAAUGAGAUCGGUCCAUGCAAUAAGCCAUGUGUUGCAGGUUGCCACUGUCCAGCAAACUUAGUUCAUCACAAAGGAAGAUGCAUCAAGCCAGUCCUCUGUCCGCAACGGUGACGUUAGUUCUAUUUCCAAGGACUAUAAUGUUGGUAUCUUUGAUACCUUUGAAGCUCACAGCCAAUGAAGGACUGCACUGUUUGUAUGCAGAUUCUGCAAAGUACACAUAUACUCAGUGUUUGUGUAUAUA